Messenger RNA from Plasmodium cynomolgi strain B, 581 nucleotides. RefSeq names its product protein transport protein sec61 beta 1 subunit. The transcript has 4 exons. Gene Ontology annotation, cellular component: Sec61 translocon complex. Lineage: Eukaryota; Apicomplexa; Aconoidasida; Haemosporida; Plasmodiidae. The record is from RefSeq and is a predicted model, not a curated record. Gene Ontology annotation, biological process: intracellular protein transport. Bases 342 to 581 code for a protein of 79 amino acids.
AGAACAGGAAAAAUCCAUCAAACGAAGUUGCAAAAUAGGAAACGCGAACGAACGAGCGAGUGAUCGAAGCACGGCACGAUCCAAAGUGACGAAGCAAGCCAUACGAGGGAAGGCGAACAGCCGCUUUUUGCCGCUUUUUGCCGCUUUUUGCCGCUUUUUGUCGCUUUUUGUCGCUUUUGGUCCCUUUUCAUCUGCCUCCACCCGCCUCAUUCCUUGCCAACCACCCCUGUUCACCUCGGCUUACGCGAAACGAAGAGAGCUAGCGGACACAGCAGAACGAAGUAACUGAUCCCAUUUAGAGACCAACCCCUUCCAUAUAUUAACUCAACCGUUUGAGCAAAAUGAACACUUCACCUGUUAUCGUGGGUGGCAUGAGAACACCCGCCAGACGGAGACAGAGCACAGGAUCAGCAUCGAACAGUGCCAGGCCGAGAGGAAGUAACAGUGGAAAUACGAACAGCAUCGUUAAAUUCUAUGGAGAUGACUCACCAGGAUUUAAAUUAACCCCCCAAACGGUCCUUAUCUCUACACUGAUCUUCAUGGCGACCGUAGUGAUACUGCACAUUAUUAGCAAAAUUUAA